AUGGAUUGCUUUUCUAACUGCGACUUGGACACAUGGCUCACAUCACUCGAUGCAACAAGUCGUGAUAAAGUAGUUGAAUUAACUCUCCCUCAAAUCCAAAUCAGAGGACCGCGCUUCCAAUCCACCCCGCUUCUUCAGUCCCAGAAUAUACCUUCCUCGGCACCUCUUUCUGCGACGGAAGGGACAGGUGGCAUUAGGUUGUACAGUUUUGAGCUGGAGGAAAAACAGGCGUUAGGAGCUCAGCAUAGACUUCGUCAUAACCACGAUGCCCCUGAUAUUGAGGCAGUAGAUCUGAUUCCGAACCGUCCCAUGUGGGAGGGCGCGGCAACUGGGGCGGCGAUCUCGAUUGGAGAGGCAACCCGUCUUCUCCAACUGGCUGAUUUGACCUGCACUCUCUCGUUCGUAAUCACAACAUCUCAACCGGGCAAUGCGCUCUCCACGAUCUCUUGGAGCCUGCUUUUCGACAUAGUUCACAGACCGAAAAGCACUCCCAAUGACUCCCUGCGUUUGAGAGACGUCAUUCAUAUUAUGGCUGCUAUUUCUGACAUUCAAAUGCGAAUAUCGAAUCUCUUAAGCGAGAUUUUCGCUACUAAGAGGCUCAUUGGGUCCCAAAUUUGCAAAACAAAGGAUGUUGAUAGCCUUUCGAAUGCUUCGACGUCAACUGAGACGACACCGUGCGGUAUGGAACUCUUCAGCUCUACAAAGAAGUCCUCCUCAAUAGUCUCUUGUGUGAAUCACUCCUCGUCAUGCUCUCUAGCUGAAUCGCGAAAUGCCACUUUACAUCUCACUCCACCCAACAUGCCACGCACAUCCACUUCACGAGUUCCCAUUAGGGGUGCCAUUCAAGUAAUGCUUCCCAUCACCUCUGGGGAGCUGUGCUUGAGUGAUGAGCAGUCAAAGAUCAUAUGGGAGGCAAAUAAUUUCCGCACAACCAUCUCUAUCUACGAUACUCCAUUCUACCUCAAUCUUCGAUUGCAGCUUGAACGAACAGCGUUUUACGAAGAAUCGGAGGUUAACCAAAGGCGUCCAAAACCUCAGGAACCUCAGAGAGUCGAUAGUGAUAGUGAAGUAGAUGUUACACCCUCUUGUCACUUUCAAUCCACAUCGCAACUUGUCAUCUCCCUCACUCGUUGCCCUGCUGCCUUUCUAUGUCGUUUUUUUGGUAAUAAGCGUUUCUCACACUGGCUGGACAGACAGAGUGAACGGUUUCUUCAGGGCGAGGAUCGGAUAAAGCUUGAUGAUGUUGGUCCUCCCUUCGUCAACUGUGUUUACAUAAAAUUAAAACCCUUGGAUGUGGUCCUCUGUCCACAGCUUGCGUUUUGCCUGAAAGAUGAUCUGAAUGUGCUUCAUGACUCCAAGAAUAUCGUUUCAACAAAUAGUAGGAGGUCCUUUGGUGUACAAGCACCGCUCUCAGGGAAUUGUAUGCCGUUGCUGUUCAUUGCACUUGACGAAUUGCGGCUCUUCGUUCCCUCCUCAGGACUCCUUCAUUCUACCUGUGGAACUAUUAGUUCCUGUGAUACCCUGGCCAUUACUCUUUGUGCUAUGCAAAUUCAUCCCUUUCCAACAAACCGCAUCACCUCCAGGCCAGAAGCUGCGUCUAUCCAUUCGAAAGCCAUCACCUUGACGAGUAAAGUCGGAUCCGUUUACGAGGAUAGGCAAUUUGCUCUGCGUCUCAAAGACCUAGCUUGUUCGGCAGUCAAUUUUGUUGAAGCUCUAAAUUUCACAGGAAGCGCUCACAGCCUCGACUACCAACCCACUCUGAUCGGUCAAUAUCCCGCUUUUGAGUGGAAUCAGGCUGCAACUCGCCUUAAUGACAUCAAGGACGCUGUCUGGAUACUGCCAAUUUUACGUCCUCUCGACAUAACAGCUGUCUUUGCCGCUCCUGUUUGCGAAACCAAUCUCACUUAUGGCCAGCGUCGUCAGUUGAAAGAGCUUGCUUCUCUACUUCUGGCAACGACGAAUUGCUUCUGGUUAACCUUUCCUGUCAAAAUCCAAAGGCAAGUUGACAAUGAUCUCCAGUUUGAUGAUCUCAUUCGCGUCAUAAUAGUAUUCCUGUUUUUGUUGCAGGAACAGCAUUUCCAUGCUGUAGUUCGUAUUCAACGAGACUUGACGUUUGUUUUCACGCCAAACAUGCUUCUUCAUUUAAGCCAUGCAGACGAUGAAAUUCGGUUCGACACACAGGGGAUUCAGAUGUACGGAACGACUAAACAGAAAAAGGACUGGAGAGGUUUUUAUUCUGAACUAAAAAUGAGGUGUAUCGGCGCUCGCUUGAAUGAAUUUCAACUUAUUCCCACUUCCAUGGAAAUUUCCCUCAGAUUGUGCACAGAAGUUUCUCUAAUGAGCAUUCCUACGACUGUUAUACGCAUGGAAAUCUCCAGAGGCACCAAAAUAGUGAUUCCCUUUAGAAAUGAGUUUAAGAGACUCGUCCAGGCCUUUAUUAUAGCAAUGCAUCAAGAAAACAACAAUAUUUUAAAAGUGAAGAAACCUUCUAGAUGGCAUCUGCCGAGUCGAUGUGUCUUUCACGACGACUUGCGAAGGAAGUUGGCCUACGACUUUUCGUUUUUCGUUCCCACGGAAUCCACAGGUUUUGCUGACAUCUCCCAAUGGCUCCCUCUUCCCUAUGAAGUCGUCUUUGCCGAAUUUGACCAAUUCGCUCUGGCAGAUGCUGCAGAUUCCAACUGUGUAACAAUGACAUGGACAUUUCCUGAACUGCGCCAACCCAUCCGACUCACUAUGAAUCCCAUACCAUUCUUUUAUGGCAAUGAUGUUGGCGAACUUGGCAAUGUUUUGUUACCAGGUCGCUUGCAAUAUUGGAGUGAUUAUGUGGGCGAUUAUGGUGGUUUCGUUACCUACGCCGCUUUCAACCUCCUUGAGAACGCCUCUGUCGACGUCCUUCUUCCACAAACUUUGGCUGAAUUUCCACAUUCCUUAGAGAUAGUAUCUCAAGCCCAAAGGCAGCAGCUAGUUCGUGGAUUCUCUUUGAGUGACAGAAACGUUUUGUGGGGUCCCAUGGUUGACUCUAACUCGAAUUUACCCUUACCAGUGGCCUCAAAGUCGUGGAGAGUUCUCAUCAGUUGUGUUGGCAGAAUUACCUCUACGGAGAAAUCUGCCUCUCCUGAAUGCAAACGCUUUACCAUUCCUGUUUCCUUCUCUCCGUAUGCUCUGGCCGCCUGCGCACAACUUGAUUCCGUCUACAUUCCCGAAUUCACAACGCCAGUGUCAUUUUGCGUCAGACUUGACGACUUCUGUCUCUCUACAUGGCAGGCAUGUCAUCCAUUUGGUAUGCCGGAGCCCAGUCUCGAAAUGGGGCGGUUGACAGUUCUUAAACUGCGUGCUAUACUAGCGACUUCCUUUGGAAAUCCGCCCAACCAGGCGCCAGCAAUUAUACCGGCUCUUGACCAGUCAAUCACACACGCUGAAUCCACACUGACGGCAGGUAUUGCAGUGGAAUCUAUGGCCAUCCACGUCUUCAGUCCACACGGAGCACACAUGCAGUUGUUGGGUGAAGUGGAACACGUUUUCAGUAUGAAUGGGGCGUGCAUUUCCAUCGGGACAUGCCAUUUGUGUUGCAGCAGUGACCUUGUCCAUGCGCUAAGCCAAAUCAUAACAGGAGAGGGUAAAACAGGCUGGGAGAUCUGCAAUCGGACAGAUAGGCGGCUUAUAGUAGAGCAGUAUUUCAGUUAUUCUUCGGCCGAUGGACCGGCGGCAAGUGCGCUGUCCAAUAUCAUGAGUGUCAUCGUGGAAGCUGGAGGAUGUUUUACAUCGUGGCGACCGAUCGUAAUGGCUAAGACCCGGACAAUUACCCUCAGGAUUUCUUUAUGCACUAGCUCUAAAAUGAUGGUUCGGAGUGCUCCACUGUCUACCGCCUGGCCUCCUGAGCACGCUCAUGGCACCUUUGCACAGCCAAUCCAGUGGGAUGAUGCUGAGCCUCAGGAUGAUUUCUUCCCCUUCGCAAUUCUCCUUAUUCCUCCUCGAUCCUCGUCUGGACUCCCUGGCGAGGCAAGCAUUGCUAUUAUCAUUCAUCCAACUUUCACUAUGGAGAACAAACUUCCCAUUGAUCUUUCUCUCCGCCUUCCCAAUGGUUUAACCAAGUGCAUUACGGCAUCUUCUUCUUACGGCCUUUGCUUCUCGCCGAAAGCAACUCCUGAACUUGCACUAUCUGCCUUGCGUACUGACGCGUUCGUGCCCUUGGAGAUUGAGAAGUUGACUGCUCAAGAAGAGAGGAUUUUAUGGCUCCCUGUCGCAGAGACUGCUUGUUCCGUGCUACUCAAAGUUAAUCACGUGUUUUACGAAAUGGUAUCGGAUCCAGUUAGAUUGAUUACAAUAACACCGGUGCUCAGCAUCACGAAUGCGUUGCCGAUACUACUAACUCUGGUCUCAGAUGCCUCUUGCAAAUCUUCUGUCUCUUUUCUCACUUCUUCUGGCCAAGGAAUCUCUAGGAGCUUUGAAAUUCCUAAGGAAUCCACAACUUCUGUUUUAGUCGCUUUUCAGCGAGGCAGCGUGCCUGCGUUAAAUUUUCAGUACCCCGACAAGACCCCGGUUUUUGGGUCAUCGCUUUUACUACCUUGGAGGGCACUCUCCGGACACCUUGACGUUGUUGUGCAGCCUUGGCUUCUCAUAAGUAACCGCAGUGGUAUUUGUCUGCAGCUCUGUACUGCAAGCAAUUUGAAGGACAUUAAUCUUCCAGAUGAGUCUGCUGUCAGAUUUGAUUCCAGUUCCUGCCACAUACCCGCUGCGGGUGAACGCCUAUUUCGGUUUGGAAUCAGCCUUAAUGGCAAUACAGUGUGGUCGCCUGCCCUCUUAGUCCACAAAUCUGUAUUUUCCCCUUCCAUCACCGUUCCGAGUGAGGCGGUGACGCUAACGGUAAGUGGUGUGUCACGGACUCAGCAGCAGCGAAACCGUGGUGGAUCAGCGGCAGCAGAGGCAGUGGUGAGCCUUACGCGCUCGUGCACUCUGGCGCCGCUUGCUCUGCGCCUCGGUCGGGUGGUAUGCUGCCUUGUUGCUCACCUCUACUUUGCACCCCCUCGAGGCGUCGUCACCAUCAGCAUUGAACCCCUUCUGUCUGUCGGUAAUCGAACAGGGCAUCCUCUUUUCUGCCAACCCAUUGUCACGCCUGCCCUUCACGUACAUCAGUCUCUUCCUAUGGCAUCCUUAGACGAGCUUAGAGCCGAUGUUUUAGCUCUACCAAAGUCUGGCGACAACUUGACUCCAAUACUCUUUUGGAACAACUCUCAUCCUGAAGUGGACUUCGACGACGCCGAUUUAUAUGGUGUGUCCUUCGCACAUCUUCUUGUUCUUCGGAGCCAUUCGGGUACAUUUUGGAGCCGUUCUCUCCAUUUAACUGGAGUCUAUUCAUUCGAUGGCGUUCGUUCUUGUUCAGCUACUUUCUUAUAUAAUCGUUAUUACCACAUCUCGCUGCCCACUCUCAAUGAAGAUGGAGACACAGGCGAGUGGUCAGUUCUUCUAAACCUUUGUAAUGACCUGCACACGGGACUGUGGACUCUUUACUUGGAUAACUUUGCUCCCUCUCUCUCCUACUCACUUGGCUGCAGCUUGACUAAUGAGACUGAUUUUUUGUUUGAAGCCUCAUUCCUCAGUCUUUCUAACUUUCAUCAGCUUCCUGUUUCAAAUGCUCUACCCUGUGUUCCGCCAAGUGGGGGAAAGUUGGUGCUCAUCCCUCAGAUAUCUCUCGAUCACCUUGCCGGAGUGCGGAUCGAUGGUGAAACUUCUGCGGCACUACCUGUAUCAACAUUUCUUUGCCAUGAGGACGCACAUCUCUUUCUGCGUCUGCAUUCAGACGACGUGGUCAUAAAAGUAGCUGACUGUAAAGAUAGUCCCAUUCCGUUAAGAUUUGGAAACAAAACAGUCUUUGUUCAGCAGAUUGCUAAUGGGGUCCUUCCAUUUUGCACUGACUUGACUAUUUUUACUGAUCAGAAACCCAUGUUUUCGCAUUGGCCACGUGCUGAUCAACCCUUGUCCCUAACUGUUUUCAUCGAUACGACGUUGAUUUUUGCGCCAGUAUGUGGCUCAGUACUUCCGCUAGGUGCAUCAGGCUUGAAAGAUUUCCUUCGUGUUUGCAUCCGACGCAUUGGCGCCACAUAUACGAGGAGGGAGAAUGCAUUCUUAUUCGACUUCAGCAUCACUUCCUCUCUGAUUCAAAUAGAUAAUCUCGCUCAAAUCACUUUGUCCACCUUCGAUUUUCCUGUUCUCAUGCGGUCUGUUCUUCCUUGCACCGUGGAGGAAAAUGGCACCGGUGUUGCCUCUUGCACUUGUCAAGUCCGCUACCUUUCCCCCACAGACUUCCUCUUUGACAGCUUUUAUAUUCGAUUGCCAUCAAUUGAAGCUUACCUUGAAGAUAGCAUGCUCUACGCUCUCGCCUUAUGGAUGCAAGAUCUGCGAGGUGCUCUCCCUGCUCGAGUUGGAGGGGAUGUUGAAGAUACUGUGAACUUGCAAACUUCCACCAUCCUCUGUCUUCACAAAUUUGAAAUCCACUCUGUCUCGUUGCAGCUUGCUUUGAAGGUCAAGGUCGGAAUGCACAUCACUUGCAAGACUACCCAGUUCCGACUUAACAGCUUUGAGUGCUCCGAGGCUGUGCUUGACACGAAGACAUUGUUUUCACAGCUGAGUAUGCAUUACAUCUCACAAGUAUUGAUUCGAGCGGGUCUGGUCUUGGGCAGCCUAGAGCUCAUCGGCAAUCCCGCUUGCCUGGUGGCAUCUUUUGCUGAGGGUGUCUGGGAUCUGGUUCAUUUCGCAGACGGUGAAAAGACGGCCACUCAGGAACAGCUGAAUUUGUUAAGAGGUCUCGCUCGUGGUUUGGUGUCUUUAGCGAAGCACACUACUGGUGGAGUGUGUAGUUCACUGACCGGCUUGGCAUCCAGUGUUGCACGGAAUCUGCAUGAACUCUCGCUGGAUGAGGAGCACAUCCGACGCACCACAGAGAUUCGCCAGCACCACCAACUCGCGGGGCUAGGCGAAGGCUUGAGACUGGGUAUCAGCGAGUUGGGCCUCAGCCUACUAGGUGCGCUAGCAGGCGUCGCACACCAUCCCCUCUUUGCUCUCCUUCAAUCUCAGUCUCCCUUUCCCUCCUCGAGUCCCUCUCCACCACCGCACCGCCUAGUCCGCAUGGCGGAGGAGUUCGCUGGUGGAGUGGGACGGGGCCUUAUCGGCCUUUUGGUCAAACCUCUCGCUGGAGUGGCCGACUUCGUCGCCUUCACUGGUGCCGGAUUCAUGCAUGGAAUGGGCACCGGAUGGGGUAUCACCUCACCACCCGUUCACAUGUGUUGCUUGACAAGUUUGCCUGAUGUUUCGCAUCUUGUUGAUGGAGCUCUUCUACACAAGUGGUCCUGCGCUCUCAUGCGAAGUCUAAAUGUCCCGCAUCCUCACAAAUAUCUCUGGACGGGAGUUUGUGUGGAUACGACAAGGACAGUUCUCACCUGGCUCUGCCUUCCUUGCUAUGGGCCAUUGUUCACUAUUGAGUUUAAGGUACAUGUACAGACUGUACAAAUGGGCGUCCUAGGAGUUGAUUUUGAGGACACAAGUCAGGAUGUUCUGGUCAAUAGAUAUCAUCUCUCUGCCGGAGAAAAGGACGUUUUACUGCGUGCGCUUCGUAAUGCCAAGGGCACAAUGACUGCUAUUGAAGGGUAUGAUGUCGUUGGGGAUUCUGAAACAAGUCAUCAUUUGGAACGUGUCAGAACCUAUCUCUCAGGUCUAUCUCAUCCGGCGAGUAAACAAGUCUGUACCCAAUAA
Hydatigera taeniaeformis is the source of this 7746-nucleotide messenger RNA. Lineage: Eukaryota; Metazoa; Platyhelminthes; Cestoda; Cyclophyllidea; Taeniidae. The record is from the annotation of a GenBank genome assembly.